GGGCUGAGCUCAUCGCUGGCUCCCCGGCGCUCCUUACCAGUGGCUUCUGCGGUCACAUGGGUUAUGUGGUGGAGUUUAAAAGAGCUUAUAGCCCCCGAGCCGGUGCAGAAGCAGCCGGUGGUUGCAUGGGGUAGAGCCGGGAGCGGCGGCGAGGAGGGAGCCAAACUCACGGAUCUGAGCGGCGAGGGUUGGCCGGUUGCGAGCAGCCAGAAGAAUUCCACAGACUUUGAUGAGAAAUUGGGGACAUCCCCAGGAGUCUGGACCGGUGGAGAGAUGGCUAACCCCGUCCCGUCAGCCUGCUGCGUGGUGCUCGCCGCAGUGGUGGUGGUGUACGCUCAGAGGCACAGCCAGCAGGACAGCCACAUCCAGUAUGAGCGGGUAGGCGCGGACGUGACCAUGAAGUGUGGCUCCAUGGACUGGGAUGCGGCCGUGACCUGGACGGCCAACGGCACCGACAUCGACGACUCCCACCUGAACGGCUCGUACCUGAUCCUGAAGAACGUGGACCUGACGCAGAGCGGCCAGUACUCCUGCUACGAGGGCUCCUCCUGGCACCUCAAGUACCAGACCUACCUGAGGGUGGGAACUCCACCGAAAGAGCCAGUGCUGAUGUGCCGGUCCAACAACUACCCGAAGGGUUUCUACUGCAGCUGGCACCUGCCCAGCCCCACCUACAUCCCCAACUCUUUCAACAUCUCCGUCAUACAUGGCACGAGAGAGAUGGUCUGCGAGAAGGACAUCUUUCCCAAAAACAGGUGUCACAUCAGAUACCUCCAGCUCUUCUCGACGGUGAAGUACAAGGUGACUCUGACAGUCACGAAUGCUCUGGGCAAAAACUCCACCUCUCUCACCUUUGACGAGUUCGCCAUAGUAAAGCCGGACCCUCCAGAGAGCGUGGUGGCCAAGCCCGUGCCCAAUAACCCCCGGCGGCUGGAGGUGGCAUGGCAAAACCCCUCGUCCUGGCCCGACCCCGAGUCCUUUCCGCUCAAGUUCUUCCUGCGGUAUCGGCCCCUCAUCCUGGACCAGUGGCAGCACGUCGAGCUGUCGGAUGGGACAUCUCACACCAUCACGGACGCCUAUGCAGGCAAGGAGUACAUCAUCCAGGUGGCCGCCAAAGACAACGACAUCGGCACGUGGAGCGACUGGAGCGUGGCUGUCCAUGCCACCCCCUGGACGGAGGAGCCCAAGCACCUCACCACGGAGGCCCAGAUCACUGAGACAACGAGCACCAGCACCUCCUCUUUCGUGCCACCCCCCACCACUAAAAUCUGCGACAAGGGGGCCGUGGUGGGCAGCGGGGCCGUGGCAGUGUGUUGGACAGCUGGACUGGUCUUGGCUGCUUAUGGUGUCCUCUUUAUUUAAUCCCCGUCUGUCACAGCCCAGCGGAGACAACCUCCCACCGCCACCGCCACCGCCACCACUGCCCUCCCUCCGCCUCCCUCCCGGUUUGAGUCUCUUAUCUCUUCGAUUUUGCACACGUUGAGGACGUAUCACGCUUCUCGCCAUCGCUGCGGAGGAGGACAGAGCCGCCGCCGCUGCCCCUGGGGACCUGCCCUGAAAACCUCGCCGAGCCCAGAGCGAGGACACGCACUCGUCCCCCUGCCACCUGCCCUGUCCCUGCUCCCAGCAAGGCGCAGCGAGCCCGGGCACUGUGCCACAGCCCCGGGACCCCGCGGGCCAGCCCCGCCAUCGCUCAUACAGCUAACCCGCCACGCCAAAGACGUGCCACCGCCACGCCACCGCGCCGCCGGGACGCGGGUGACAACGUGACAGCAUGCUCGGAAGAGGGGACGGGACAUUUCUGGGGGACGCUCCCAGCCUACGGCCAUGGGGGAAGCCCCAAGGACCGGACUCGUCACCGCGAGCUCUUGACCGCAUGGAAAAGCCAGAGGAGUGCAGGGUGGGGACUCGGUCCCCUCCCAGGGGAUAGUGGAAGGAUGAACUGGUGGCUUUCACAAGUGCGGUGAGGAGUAGGGAGCUGGCUCGUUCUUAAUGGGAAAAAAAAAAUGGGUUUGAAAUGGGGAUAAAAAUGAUAAAAGCCCAAGCUCCCUCUGGAAGAGCAACCCAGCGCCUGCCCCUCCAGACAGCCCCUAGCAGCACCCAGAGGAGCCUUCAUCACCCCCGUCCCCACACCCCCAUGCUCUUUUAACCACGUUGGAUACAGGGAAUCGCCUCCAUUGAUGUCUUUGUCUUAAUUCUUCAACAAAAUAAGAAUAGCUCUGCUGUCCCCUCUAGAGCUGGUGCCCUGCAGACCUGUCCCCCGCUGUCCCUGGCUGUCCCCGGUCCUGCUCUGCUCUCCUCCCCGUCCCACCCCUGGCCCUGUUUUGUAAAGACAGCUCCUCUUGUCCCUGCCCGCACCCAAGCGCAGUAUUUAAUACCGUACGUCCUAGUAUUCCAACUGUUGACAUGCUGUAUUUGAAUUUUUUAUAUAUUUAAAAAUAAAAAAAAAAAAAAAAAGAAAAAGAAACAAAAAAAAAGAGAAGAAGGAAAAAAAAAAGCCCACACAGACACACGCACACACACAUGCACCAGGAGAGACGGUCUUCAUUAAAUGAUCAUUUCAUGA
Molecule: messenger RNA, 2566 nt
Organism: Cygnus olor (mute swan)
Lineage: Eukaryota; Metazoa; Chordata; Aves; Anseriformes; Anatidae
Gene: CNTFR
Product: ciliary neurotrophic factor receptor
Exons: 10
Coding region: 64-1362 (432 amino acids)
Biological process (GO): cytokine-mediated signaling pathway
Cellular component (GO): external side of plasma membrane; ciliary neurotrophic factor receptor complex; CNTFR-CLCF1 complex
Molecular function (GO): cytokine binding; ciliary neurotrophic factor receptor activity
Source: RefSeq, a predicted model, not a curated record